AUGAAGGCCUGUACUUUUGUCAGUGUUUUCGCGGUUGCCGCAAUUGCCAGCGCGAUCCCAGUGAAGCGUGACAACGUCGACAUCACCUUCAUCGGCGCUGCUGAUGCUCAAUUCACCUGGAGCUUCCCAUCCGACGGAUCUGUCGUCUCAAUCAGCAACCCGUUGAGCAUUUCCCACAUCUCAUCCAGCGUAGACGGAGUUCAGUGCACCUUCGAUGGUAUCGAUGAUAGUGUCACUACUGUCACCGGGGCUCAGACUGUCGAUGUUGGCCCACCCCAGACUCAGCUGACUGGAUCUUGUGUCCUUGUAAACGACCAUCCUGCCAGAGGUCUGGCGUGGGUUAACUUCAUUGGUGCUGCCGAUGCCAAAUUCGGCCAGGGAUUCCCUACCGAUGGCGAAUGGGUUCAAAUUAGUAGGUCAACUCUGGUAUCUGUCUGGAAGCCACUUACUGACGUAAUUAGCCAACCCCUUGAGCAUCUCGCACAUUGA
This is a messenger RNA of Penicillium salamii, 489 nucleotides long. The record is from the annotation of a GenBank genome assembly. Lineage: Eukaryota; Fungi; Ascomycota; Eurotiomycetes; Eurotiales; Aspergillaceae.